CAACUGGUAGGUUGCCUUCUAACCAUCGUUUAAAAACACUGACGAAAAAGCUAUAUAUUUCACAAGUUUCCAACAAGACAAAAUAUCGUUUUAGGCAAAUGCACUGAAUUUCACAAGAAACAUGCUUGAAACACGCAUAAUUUUAAUGUGAAACCGCUGCUAAAUACUUCUAGUAGUGAGCCUGCAUUAUAUUUUGUAUCUAGGGAGGGGAGGGAACAAAUUAACAGCGCUAAAAUAGAGAAAAUAAAAGAUAAUAUUUGUUGUUACCAUGGCAACGGAAAUAGAAAAAAUAGGUUGCUUGUUUAAAAUCAUUUCUACAGGAAAAAUAUUCAAGAUGUCACCACAAAAACCAUCUAACCAUAUAAAUAAGAUAUCAGAGAAGUCAUUUUCAUCAUAAUUCAAAAAUCGAUUUUUUAAGUCAUUUCAGGUAGACCCCCACCUUAUUAACUAAAUGGUCAAAAGACCGUAUUUCCGUGAGAUGCAUUUUGCCUUCGCUCAAACUGACUGUUGUUAUUGUUAUUAUUAUUAAUAUUUAACAGAAUUGUGUAUAGUCCGUAUCUGCGCGAGACGCAUUUUGCCCUUAUACGAGUUCAUUGGCGAAGUCAUUUUUAAAAUAAACUUUGUCUAAACCAGGGCGUUUAUAAGAUAGGGCGGCGAAACGCCAGUACUUCGCUAGCCGGCGUGCAGGCCCAAGGGAACUGAUAGUGGGCCUGCAAGCAAGGACCGGUAUUUUGUAAAACGCCCCUUUUCAUUACACGCCCCAUUCGCGCGUCAAUUGGCAAAAAAGAACCAAUGACAGCACCCAAAUAUUAACAAACAAACUCGCAUUGAAAUGUUGCGGGGUUUUCUCUGCUUGUUUAGAACAUAAACAAUGUGUAAAUGGCUGCGUUUUAACUCCAAAAAAGCAAGCAACGCAGUCAGUAAUUGCCAAAUUUGCAAGUGCUCAUUUUCAACUAAAAUCGGAACAGGCAAAUUAGGACGAAUUUGAACAGAAAACCAGUCUCAAACUUCAAAUCGUGAGGGAAGUCGUGCGACCGCAUUAAUGUGUGCUUCGCUGUCGCCAUUGUUAUAAAUAAAUUGUCUCACUUAUCAGAUCGUGUGUGCAAUUCUUGUUGGCGGCGGAAAGUACGAAAUUUAUUUCAGUUAUUUCAUUUGGUAAAGAACUCUACAAAAGAAGAGAGCGUUCAGAGUCCAGAUCGUUUCGUUUCAAACGGCAAUUUAAUACCGUCUUCUGUUUCGCUCUCUCAGCGAUUAGCGAAGCCUUGUAAAUCGCAAAGUGUUUCGAAUAGGCUUACAUGCAAGUGCAUCUCAACAUCAACCAAAAGAUAAUUUUCUUGAGGAACAUAUAACGUAUCAAGUCUGUUUGAAAUUAAUGAAACUCAAGUGUAUUAAAGGCUCUGUGGUAAAGGUUACUAUAGUUUACCCCAGUCGUAAUGUUGCUAUUCCAACACCUCACGAUAAGCAAUCCCCAUUGGCAUAACGGCAAAAACAUCUCUUCUUUCAAGUAAACAAUAAACAGUCUGUUCUUGUUCCAUUUGUAAUCGAAAAAAGUGAUCAAUUUUCGAAUUUUAAGCUUAUCGAGAUUUAUCGAGAGCCUUUGUAAUGAAUCACUGACCUAAUUAUAGAAUCCAACAGCAAACAGCCAAUCAGAAUGUCGCGUUCGUGGGCGAACACGGAAAGUACAAAAUAGCGGGCCUUGCUUGCAGGCCCACUAUCAGUUCCCUUGGGCCUGCACGCGGGCUAGUAAUUCGCGUGAAACAUGUGUGAUGCAAAUUAGGACUGGGGCUAGCGGGGAAGGUGCGAAAUUUAAAUCAAAACAAAAUAUUGAUGCGAAACUCGAAGACACUUUUUAAAUCUCUUAUUUUGCCGAAAUUAUGCAGUCUAUCGUUGCCAUAUUUUGCCAUCUGGUUAUUUACAUUUUUUACAAUUUUCAUGGCAUGGUUCAAGAUAAUCGUAAAAACAAAAACUACGAAAAUUUUGCACAUGAAAGCCGAACAUCAUAAUGGAUUCCCUUACGCGUUUUUUAGGAUGCGUAAAUAAAUUACUUUAUUUUAUAUCUCAAAAAUAAGCCAGAACUUAGCUUUUUUAAAUGCAUGUUAGCAAAAUACAAGUUUAUUCCUCUUAAAUUUCAUGGCGUAAUUUUUUGAACUUUUUUUGCAAUAGUUUACUGAAUACAGCAUAAAAAAUUGAUUACAGUUAAAAAAUUUCCCAGGUUCGUAUAGUUUUAAAAUUUACGAAUAUAAAGGAAAUUUAAACUUUUUUGGCCACUCUUAUUCUUAAAUCGACAAAGGAAUACUUGUUCUUCUUACCAGCAUGUUCAUCCUUGACCAGAAGCCAACAUAUAACGAGUAAAUGAGAAUUGUUUUCAAACAAGUGUUCGGGUUCAUCGUCCUUGCGAAUUUCGCUUUUCCAACCGGCCUUCGAUUUGUAAAGUAUUAAUAUGUUGUACUGUCACCAGAACUUAGCAAAUCCAAGGACGACUAGUCCAUUAUCAGAUCUUUCUUUGGUAAAAAUAUUGUCACUUAAUUUUUUGAACUUUUUUUGCAAUAAGGGAACAAACACGACACAACGGAAAAAUAUUCGGCAGACAUUUCGAAUUAUGCCGCGCGAACCGGAAGGGGGCAUGAGACAAGUCACGACGGACACAGACCACAGACAACAGACACAAACUUAUUGCAAAAGAGCGGGAAAAUUAAAUGCCGACGGCGACGAUGAAAAUUGCGAAAUUUAUUCAUUUAUUGCGAAAUAAAUUUAAAAAGGUAAACAAACACUUCGUUAUUUUAAAUUAACUAUACAACACAGAUAAUAUAACUAAAAAGACACUGAGAAAAACAAGCCAAAACGAAUUUGAUAAUUGGUUCAAUAUCAAAUAUCUAAAAGUGCACAAUUAAAUAGACAUAAAAUUUGGUCUAGCAAGUUUUGUAUAUAUCUACUAUACACAACUAAUUGGUAAUUUAUAACUUUAUAUUACAAUUGUCUACUCUUAGAACUAUGUCAAAUAAUUUGAAAAGAACGGCUUCACCAGUGAGAGGAUGCAAUAAUACACACAAGAGAAAAGCAGAAUUUAGCACACCACCUAGGCCACCAAGAAAUGCUCUGGACCCAAUUGUUAAUAAUUCAACUCCAUCUUGUGCUACACCUGCUAACUUAAGUGACACAUGCACACAAAACAAUCGAUUUACAGCACCAUUUCCCCCUUCAGUGUCAGAUAACUCUAAUGAUAAUCUCAUUCCAACCACCACUGUACAGUUUGUUAACAACUCUCCAUUGCGUGAAGAGGAGCUACUACUCUAUUCUAUGAUGACCCUUGUGUUUCCAGUGGCACUCUUCACCAAAAAUUAUGCACCUAGUAAAUAUGAUGCAAUAAUUGACAUAAUUUACCAAAAUAACUGGUGUGAAAUACAGUAGUCACAGCAUUCGAAAUUAUUUUCAUCGAGUUUACACAAACAAAGUGAAGGGUUUUGGAAAAACAAAAUUUAUGUGCAGAUGGGUCUUCUACCAGAAUAAUGUGAGAUGUUUCCUUGAACAAUCCAAUCACCUACUCACUCCAGUCUUACAAGGGGAACAACUGGAUGAGACAACAAUGAAUUCAUUGCUACAUCAAUUGAAGUCUCAUUGCAUACGACAGGGUGUCGUGUCGUUUUGGAGUAUGGAUUUUUGUGUGUUUAUUGUAGUGUAUAAUUAGGUAUUUUAGUGCAUAUUAGCAUAAAGCUAUAAAUUGUGAAAUAAUCGGACAAUUUAUCACAAUCUAUACAAGACAUUUACGCGUGUAGCGAGGACGUGUUUACACACAAAUUAAAAGUGGUUUUUACUUAUAAAUGAUACGGAAACAUAUAUAGAAACAUGUGUAAGUUUUAAAUUAAGAAAGCUGCUAAAUAAAGAACACGUAGAGGUAUUCACAUUGCUUUUAAUUUGUGUUAAUAUGUGAAACCAAGUGAAGCGUACCGAUUUAGUUUUGUCAUCUGGACGUUUGUUGAAACAUCGUCGCUGAAAUCAUGGCUGAUGCAAUGUCCCAUGAAAGAAUUACGAGUUUAAAGCGAGUAAAGGCAGGACAUGCCGGGGAAAUAACGAAGAUUACGGGUUUUUUGGAUGCGUUGUUACGAGAUAAGCGAAAUUGGAAAGAAGUACAAGUAUACAAAGAACGCUUGGUUGAACAGUGGGGGCGUUAUUGGCGGGUCUUUGAUGAAUUAAUACAGCUUUUCCCGCAUGAAAGCGAUGACUAUACUAAAGAAAAUGACAAUCAUAAUAGACGGUGUCAGGUUUAUCAAUUAUAUAUGGCUGAAAUUGAACAGUUUCUUAGCCGAGACGACGAGGAGAAGCGGACUGAGGACGGAGAUGCAACGAAGUUAACCGAAGGUUCGAAAGCAGUCGAUGCCGGUGAUUAGAUCUACGAGAGUUCAAGACGAAGAACGAAGCGAGUCUUCACAGUCUUCGAGAAGAAUAAGUUUAAGUUCGAAAGGUCGCGAAGGAGCGAGGCUCGACAAAAUUUUGGCUGAAAAGAAAUUAGAACUGUUGAAAAACGCGAAGGAGAGAAAACUAAGAGAACAAUGCUUGAAACUAGACAAUGAAAUUGCUGAAGCCGAGGACGAAGCGGACCUUGCCCGAACAAAGGAACAGCUGUUUGAGCAGUUUGAAGAAAUUCUCUUGGAUGACCUGGACGUGAAAUCUAAAGUUGAUAAGUCGCCGCCGAUAGUCACGACAGACGAAAGAGUUCCCGACCUAACAAGAAACGUUAAGACUUCUACUGAAAUAAAACCUCAACUACCGAGUACUGAUGGAUUUCGAGACCCACCACCAGUCCCAAGCAGUCUGCGUAACCCAUUUACAGAACGAAAGCCAUUUACCAAUACUAUGUAUGGACGAAGGGCGGAGAGAUACCCAGUCACACCAGUAAGACUCCGGGAAAGCUUUCUACCUUUUCAUUAUGACCUGUCCCCUUCACCGUUAAGUGAAGUAAAUCGUGAAACAUUAUUUCCACCACUAAGUGUUAAUAGAAACCGAGAGAGACUGGAAUCCAGAGUACACUUUGAACCUGAACACUCUCCCCAAAGACGGACUGAUCAAUCUGGUCGUAUUUUAACCAAACUUACAAGCAGUUUGAAUUCGAUUGUGACAAGAACAAAUCUCCCUCCACUCGAAGUAGUAAAGUUUACUGGUGAUCCGUGUAAAUACUUUCAAUUUAAGUCCCGAUUCGAUGAGAUGGUAUUGACGCAAGAUCUUACUGAAUCCCAACAGAUGAGUCGACUGCUACAGUUUCUUGACGGAAAAGCUAGAAUCGCUGUCGCGGGUUUUGAAGGCAUACCAGGUGGACUCUACAAGGCCAUGCGUUUAAUCGAGAACAGGUAUGGCCAACCUCACAUCGUGACGAAAGCGUGCGUCGAUGCAAUGGUGGACGGGCCAACGAUUGCCAACAACGAUAGAGUAGGUUUGAGAGAAUUCGCAGAUCGAGCGAGAACGUUGUACGAAACCUUGUCUUCAAUCAACGCUUUGGACGAGAUGAACAUGACCAACAUAGCCCAGAUGAGUCGAAAACUAGCGAUAACUCAUCAGGUGAAAUGGAGAGAGAACGUUCAACGAAUUCUAGAACAAAAACGGAAUCCCAACAUAUUUGAUUUGGUGGAAUUCAUCGAAAGACGCACGGAAGUCGUGAAUGAUCCCAUCUUUGGCCGUGUAGGAGAAGCACAGAGAACGUCGACGUUUCCUCUAAAAUUAGACAGGUACCCAGUCAAGAAGGACAAAGAAAGAAUCUCAACAAUGGCUGCACAGUUUCGGACUGAUAAGACUAACGAAAGCAAAAGGAACUUGAAAGAUAGGUACACUACGAGGUUGAUGGAGGCCUGGUAAAGAGUGGCGGGGAACGGGAAGCGAAGUGCGUCGUGUGCGAAGGUUUACACCAAUUGAACGAUUGUUCCGUUUUUAAGACCAAAACAAUCAGACAACGAAACAUCAUAGUAAGGACACACCGACUUUGUCUGAAUUGUCUUAAUGUUGGACAUUUCGCAUUUCACUGUAAAUCAAGGUUGCGAUGUUUAAGCUGCCGGAGAAAACAUCACUCGCUGUGGCACAAGGACGUUGCUGCAGACCAGGAAAUUCCAGCUGGACUGAAGACGAGAACAGAAACAAACAACCCAGCAGAUAAGGACUCAAUCAAAGUAAAGCAAGUUGAUGGUAGCCCAAAGGAUUCAGUCAGUGUAUCGGCCGCGACGAGUCAUGAUAGUCAUAAGCGAAGUUCGACGGCGAGAAUUAAGAUUGCUUUACAAGUCGUUCCUGUUCGAGUAUACGGUGAAAGUGGCGAAUCGAUUGAAACCUAUGCCCUCCUUGAUACCGGUAGCGAAGAAUCCUUUUUGACACGAUCACUUGCCGAGAAACUAAACUUGAAGGAGAAGAGCUUCGAUACGUUGACAGUUUGUACCCUAGCAGUAGAGUCGACGGUAAACGUUGGACGAACGGACGUGACAGUUGAACCCUUAGAGAAUCCUGAACAUCGUAAGGUGAAAAUCGAAGACAUUAGAAUCGUUGAAAGAUUAAACGUGAAACCAUUCAAGCCUUCUGAUUUGUCAAGAUGGCCACACCUUUCUGAUAUCAGUAUUCCAGAGAUAGACGAAGACGAAGUCACAAUUCUGAUUGGUGCCAACAUUCCUGAAGUUCAAGUUCACGAAGAAAGUCGUACUGGUCGAAUCGGAGAACCAUAUGCUGUUCGCACUAUUCUUGGUUGGGCAAUUCUUGGACCUGUAGGACUGAAAGAAAAUGAUGGAUGCGGAAGAACUAAUGUUCAUUUCAUGAAAUAUAGAGAGGAGCACUUAGAACAACAGCUACAACAACUGCUCGAUUUGGACAACGUUGGAAUUGGUAAUUCUGGAUCCAAAGCGAUGUCGCAAAAUGAUAGACAAGCCCUGAAAAUUCUUGACAAGACCGUUCGUAUGGUGAAUGGUCAUUACGAAGUUGGUAUGCUAUGGAAAAGUGAUGAAACGUGGCUUCCAGACAACAGAAACAUGGCAGCAGCGCAACUACGAACUCUCAGAAGAAAACUUGAUAAAAAUGCGGAGCUACGUGGGAAGUACGAAGUUUUUGUUGAUGACUACUUGGAGAAAGGCUACACUCGAAAGCUGACCGUUGAAGAAACUGCCCGACGGACCAACAAGACGUGGUAUCUUCCUCAUCACGGUGUAUUCCAUCCAAAGAAACCGGGGAAGAUACGAGUGGUCUUCAAUGCAGCCGCAUUGCAUGAUGGUGUCUCGCUGAACAAUCAGUUAUACCAAGGCCCUGAUCUAACGAAUAGUUUGGUCGGUGUUCUUCUCAGAUUCAGACAAGAACGAAUUGCUAUUGUUGCAGAUAUCACCGCCAUGUUCCAUCAAGUCAAGGUUCCACCGAAAGAUUCCGAUUCACUACGUUUCUUGUGGUGGGAUGAUAAAGAUCUCGAAGGAAUGCCAGAGGAAUACCAAAUGACGAGUCAUAUCUUUGGUGCAACAGACUCAUCAUGUUGUGCUAACUAUUGUCUGAAGAGAACCGCCGAAGACAACAAAGCAGAAUUCAGUGAAGAAGCAGUGAACACCGUAAAGAAGGACUUUUACGUGGAUGACUUGCUUAAAGCUUUACCAUCAGAAUUGCAGGCGAUCAGAUUGGCAAACGAGUUAAUCAAGUUACUGAAACGUGGGGGAUUUCGACUAGCGAAGUGGAUGAGCAACAGCAGAGAGGUUUUGGCCAACAUAUCGGGAGAAGAAAGAGCAAAUCCUACUUUGGACCUUGAUCUUGAUCAUCUACCAGUAGAAAGAGCCCUGGGAGUUCAAUGGGACGUAGAGCGUGACGUAUUCAAAUUCCAAGUGACCAACUUGAACAAACCAAACACGAAGAGAGGUGUUCUAUCAACCUUCAGUUCACUGUAUGAUCCCCUUGGACUUGUUUGUCCUGUAGUUUUGGAGGCAAAGUAGAUUAUGCAACGCUUGUGGAAGGCUCGAAUGGAUUGGGACGAACCUAUAUCAGCCACAGAAAGUGCCAAAUGGGAAAAGUGGAAAGCAAAACUCUCAGAACUGGCCUCCGUAGAAAUUCCACGAUGUUAUCUAUCAAGUACCACGAACGCAGUUGAAAUUACCUUGCAUCUGUUUUCUGACGCAUCAGAAGGUGGCUAUGGUAUGUGCUCGUACCUGAGAUUUCUACACGUUGAUGGGACCGUGCAUUGUGCAUUCCUGAUUGGGAAGUCGCGGACAUGUCCAUUAAAGCCAAUCUCCAUUCCCAGGUUGGAACUGCAAGCAGCUACCCUGUCUGUGAAGGUGUACAAGGUAAUAAAAGAAGAGCUGACAUAUUCAAUUGCACAGACGUUUUUCUGGACGGACUCUCAAACGACUCUGCAGUACAUCAGAAAUCGAACGAAACGUUUCAAUGCGUAUGUGGCCAAUCGUGUGACAGAAAUUAGCGAAGAAACUAUUUCCGAGCAAUGGCGAUACUGUCCUGGGAAACUGAAUCCAGCUGAUGACGCUUCACGAGGUCUAAGUCCGCAGAAACUAUGCUCUCAAUCUCGAUGGUGGAAUGGACCAGUAUUUUUGUGGCAGGAACGAGAGAAUUGGCCAACGACUGAAGUACCUUCCAUUCCGAAUGACGACCCAGAAGUCCUUACCAAAGUGAAGAUUCACGUGAUCAAAACAGCCGCUGUCCACGACGAUAUGUUAUCAAAACUGAUCAAUUAUCGCAGUUCAUGGAUCAAACUACAACGUAAUCUGGCUUGGCUAGCACGCUUUGCUACUUGGAUCCAAACCAAGAAAACGGGCUGCACCCGGGGACCCUUGACGUUGGAAGAACUCGAUCACGCUUGCAAGAUUUUGAUCAUGUGUGUACAGAAAGAAUCCUUUGCCGAAGAUAUCAAUCAUCUCAAAAAGCACAACAAAUUGAUACGGACAAGUAAUCUCAUAAAGUUGAAGCCAGUAUUAUCCAACGAUAUAUUGAGAGUUGGAGGACGUUUAGAACGAGCACCUACAUUGUCCUAUGAAGAAAAGCACCCAGUCAUUCUACCCAAGAAUCACCACCUCAGUCUACUGAUCCUGCGACAUUAUCAUGAAUCAUCGGCUCACGCUGGUCGAGAACAAACGCUUGCCCAGUCGAGAGAGAAGUUUUGGAUAAUUCAGGGAAGAAACCUUGCGAAGAAAAUUAUAAGAAAUUGCUUUAAAUGUCUACGACUGAACAGCAGACCAUUGACCCAAGUUAUGGCUCCUUUACCCGAGAUGAGACUAGAACCAUAUAACCCACCAUUCACCAACGCAGGUGUCGACUUCUUUGGACCCUUGAUGAUUCAGCGGGGCCGCGGAGUAGCUAAGAGAUGGGGAUGCUUAAUUACUUGCUUAGCAACACGUGCAGUAUUCUUGGAAGUCGCUCCAUCGUUGCAAACCGAUGAUUUCAUCCUUCUUCUACGCCAGUUUAUCAGCCGAAGAGGUCCUCCAAAAGAAAUUCGAUCAGAUAGAGGGACUAAUUUCGUUGGAGCGAACCGAGAGUUGCGAGAAGCCCUCGACGAGUUAGAUCAAAAGAAGAUCGAAAGCGAAAUGAUGAAGAGGCGAAUAAAAUGGUUAUUUCAUCCACCUGCAGCACCUCAUAUGUCCGGGGUAUGGGAGCGUUUGGUACAAACUGCAAAGAAGCAUUUGAAGAUGAUAAUGGGAGAUCGACUAUUAAACGAGUUUGCUCUGAGGACCUUGUUCGCCGAAGUUGAGUUCAUAAUGAACAAUCGUCCAUUAGUAGCAGCGUCUGAAGAUCCAGAGGACUUGGAAGCCCUCACACCCAACCAUUUCCUUCUACAAAGACGAAUUCCAGGAUUACCACCAGGCACAUUUGUGAAAGAAGACUAUCUUGGGCGUAAGCAGUGGAGAAAGGUCCAGUACAUGACAGAUCUAUUCUGGAAAAGAUGGAUCCAUGAGUAUCUUCCCAAACUCCAAGAACGUCAAAAAUGGUUCCAAACGAGGAGGAAUAUCGAAGUUGAUGAUCUUGUGAUAAUAAAGGAAACUGGACUUGUUCGGAAUAAAUGGCCACUUGGUCGAAUAACAGAAGUUUUUCCUGGACGCGAUGGGAGAAUACGUUCAGCUAAGAUUCGGACAGCAACAGGAGAAUUUCACCGCCCAAUAAGCCAAAUUUGUCUUCUCGAAGGAGACAAUAAGAACGCUCAGGCUAACCAAUGAGUUAUGUUUUAUAGUGUGCAACGACACUGAAAAGAGAGACAAUGGACAAGCUAUAGAGCAGAGUCCAUUGUGGGGCCGCUAUGUCGUGUUGUUUUGGAGUAUGGAUUUUGUGUGUUUAUUGUAGUGUAUAAUUAGGUAUUUUAGUGCAUAUUAGCAUAAAGCUAUAAAUUGUGAAAUAAUCGGACAGUUUAUCACAAUCUAUACAAGACAUUUACGCGUGUAGCGAGGACGUGUUUACACACAAAUUAAAAGUGGUUUUUACUUAUAAAUGAUACGGAAACAUAUAUAGAAACAUGUGUAAGUUCUAAAUUAAGUUAAGCUGCUAAAUAAAGAACACGUAGAGGUAUUCACAACAGGGCACAUCAACCCCUCUAGAUAACAAAGCGGAAGGCUGCCUAGACAAAGAAUAUGACAUAAACUAUAUAUGUUAACCAAAUGUUUGAAAAGACCAUUAUGCUCGAAUUAAAUAGUAAGUGGUCCAAGCAGUUUAACAGUGAUAAAAACACCAUUCAUUUCUACCAGUUUGGCAAAUGUCUUGGUUAUGCAGAAAAGGAGAUAGCACUCACAACAGCAGGCACUUGGUCCAUAUUCUUGGAAGGGAAACAUCGGAGUGUUGAUUUAGGCUGCACAGACAUCCCAGUUACAGUAAGAAAGUGCAACGAGCUGAAACAUCUUCUUGACACAAUUGGGAACAUGAAACUAUGCCAGGGUUGUCCAUUCGACAAGUACAAGCCUCGUUAUGAGACACACGAGUCAGAAUCACAACAACUGUUCAAGACAAAGGAUGGAACUCCAGCAGCAUUUGUGGACAUCUUGAUGUCUAAAAAUAAAGAAAAAAUAGCAAGAUCUUCAAAAUGCAUAUUACUUCUUUGGCAAGACGAUUCAAUAGAAACACCAGACACUUGCAAAGCAUGUGAAAGUACAGAUCAUUACCUAAGAACAAAGCUGUCAAAAUUAAAAAAUAAACAACCCAAUGCAGACCAAAAGACAGUGAGAUAUGACUACAUGUCAAAACACGAACUUCUACAAGUUGCACGAAAUUCAGUAAAAGAAAUGAAAUCCUGGAAACAAAAAUGUCAAAGAUUAGAUGAAUACAGAGAUACGAUGACCACAGUGGGCAGAAAAACUGACAAUGAUUUGCAAACUAUUUUCAAAAACAUGUAUGAAGGAAUUUUAGACAAAAAACAAGUUCUACACAAUCCUGUAUGCAGAUGGCAAAAAUGUG
Messenger RNA from Paramuricea clavata, 11379 nucleotides. Lineage: Eukaryota; Metazoa; Cnidaria; Anthozoa; Malacalcyonacea; Plexauridae. The record is from the annotation of a GenBank genome assembly.